CUUCUAGAAGGUUCCAGAUGUCUAGGCCCGGAUGCCUGGUCUCAGCGGGCCGAAACCCUCCCUCCACCAGCUGCUUGGCCAGAUGCGCGGCCUCCUCCUCUUCCUCCUCCUCUCGGGGCUCCUCCAGCCCACGCAGGGUGUGGCGCUGGUGGCCCAAUGGUCACCCCAGGAGCUGACCUCCCCAGACUACCCAGAGCCGUACCCGAACGGUCAAGCCGUCACCACCCACAUUCGGGCUCCAGAGGGCUCGAACGUGCGCCUGGUGUUUGUGGACUUUGACCUGGAGGGCUCGCCAGGCUGCGCCAAGGCCUGGGUCACGGUGAGUCGGGAGGUGGGGGCUGCAGGACCCCCCCUCCCCAGCUCCGUCCCCGGCUACUCCCCCCCCACGCCCCAGCAAGGGGGGACCGGCUACUCAGGAGGCUGA
This is a messenger RNA of Dipodomys spectabilis (banner-tailed kangaroo rat), 424 nucleotides long. RefSeq names its product complement C1r subcomponent-like protein. Lineage: Eukaryota; Metazoa; Chordata; Mammalia; Rodentia; Heteromyidae. The transcript is spliced from 2 exons. The record is from RefSeq and is a predicted model, not a curated record. The coding region runs from base 32 to 424 and encodes 130 amino acids.